CUCAGCUCUUCAGCUGUCGAUCAUCGUCUAUUGUUCUCCAAACAGUAAACCACUCUUCCACACUGAGAGAUUGUGGGCGGCAGUUCUGUCCGAGUCCUGGCUCCUCAUGAAUAUGAAGUAAAGGGCUCUGACCCAGAAAGUGGUUCUGAGCGAGGUGGAAUGGGGUCUCGGAAAUGUGGAGGUUGCCUGAGUGGUCUGCUGAUUCCGCUCGCUCUCUGGAGUAUAACUGUGAACAUAUUACUGUAUUUCCCCAAUGGGCAAACUUCCUAUGCAUCCAGCAAUAAGCUCACCAACUACGUGUGGUACUUUGAAGGAAUCUGUUUCUCAGGUGUCAUGAUGCUUAUAGUAGCCGCAGUUCUUCUUGUACUGGAGAAUAAUAACAACUGUAAGUGUUGCCAGAGUGAAAACUGCAGCAAAAAAUACAUGACACUGCUGUCGAUUAUCUUCUCUGCCCUUGGAAUUGCUUGCUCUGGAUACUGCCUGGUCAUAUCUGCUCUGGGCCUGGUCCAGGGCCCAUACUGCCGCACCCUCCAUGGCUGGGAGUACGCCUUUGAAGGCACUGCGGGACGUUUCCUUACAGAUUCCAGCCUAUGGAUUCAGUGCCUUGAACCUGCACACGUUGUGGAGUGGAAUAUCAUUUUGUUUUCCAUUCUCAUAGCUCUCAGUGGGCUUCAAGUGAUCGUCUGCCUCAUCAGAGUGGUCAUUCAGUUAUCCAAGAUACUGUGUGGAACCUAUUCAGUCAUCAUCCAGCCUGGAAUCAUUUGAAUAAGGACAGGAAUGUUUGCCAUCAUCAGGAUUUGGCCAUCUAUCCAAGUCUCAUGUCAACUGUCUAGACUUGAGGGCAAUAUUCAAAUUACUGUGCUUUCUCCUCUUGGUGUUUAUUGUUCCCACUUGUGAAAUUUACAGUCCUCACUGGAAAUGCCAAUUAUACCACCCUUCCAUUUAGAUUUUUUUUCUAAGUAAUGUGUCAGGAUCUUCAGAAAAUCUUAAUACCCUUUGAUCAGACAAAUUUAUCGCCAAUAAUCUAAACCAUGGAAAGAAAUAAGAACACAAGAUAAAACUUUAGACAAAUACAUAUAUUUCAACAUUAGUUAAUAUUCUGGAAAUUAGAAAUACCUCAAAAGUCUAACUUUAGUGGAAGGAUUAAAUAAAGACUGGUUCAUUACUGGUAAUAUUAUACAGUCAUUGCAAACGAUGUUUUAAAGAUUAUGAAUACUGCUGUGUGAAAAAAAUACAAAUUUAUGUUUACAGUAUAAGCUUAACUAAAACUAACAAAUGAAACACCAAAUAAUCAAAAUAUAGGACAAAAACUAAAUCUAGAAGGAUUUACACAAAAAUGUCAGCUGCCGUUGAUUUGAGCCACAGGUGACCCUUCUUCCCACUUUUUUAUAUUUUCCAAAUUUUCUUUAUUAUGUUUCACUGUUAAAACACUUUUUAAAAACCCAUAUUUUUACUAUUAAAAAAUUUUGCUGUUUUUCCAACCUCUAAAGGCAUAUGUUUCUUCCAUGUUUUCCAGUCUUGAGUAUCUAUAAAUGCCACAAAAUAACACUUCUUUCAAUGUUCAAUGAAGGAAGCAGUGAGACAGAUAAGCCAAACAAUGUUUUAUAUAAACUUAUGUAAUCUAGCUGAGCUCUUGGCAUUAUUUUGUCACUCUUGUUAACGAGUGUGGUCACCUACAAGAGGUAGCCGUGAAAUAAAUGAACAGUUGAGGACAUGCUCAAUAGGUGAGAGAAAGUGACCAUUGACCAGUUGAUAGCUGUGUCAUGUGGAGUUACCACUACUUGUAUUUAUAAAAAAAUUUUAAGUAAAACAUUUAUCAAUUUUCUUCCUAUACUUACCAC
Messenger RNA from Equus quagga, 1841 nucleotides. It is a transcript of the gene TM4SF18, whose product is annotated as transmembrane 4 L six family member 18. Lineage: Eukaryota; Metazoa; Chordata; Mammalia; Perissodactyla; Equidae. The transcript is spliced from 6 exons. Gene Ontology annotation, cellular component: membrane. The record is from RefSeq and is a predicted model, not a curated record. Bases 160 to 765 code for a protein of 201 amino acids.